AUGUUUGAAACCGUAAAUAAUAAAGAAGAGAUUAUUAAAGUUUCAAUCAAUUUAAUUUGGAAAGCAUCAGAUGGAAAAGUUGUUUCUGUUAGUUUCAAUGAUCAAUUACGAUCAGCAACAAUUGUCUUUGAUAAUGGCACUAAUACUACCGUAAAUUUGAACGCUCCGGGAGUAAUUCUUAUGAAUGAAGAAACCUUUAGAAAGACAAUAACCGAGUUUGCUAGAAAAGAACCUGAAGAACCUGUUUUAAUUGAAGGAAUUCAAGAUCAUGAUGAAUCCUCACAAGUAGAAGAACAAGAUAAAUUAAUGCAUAAUGUUCAAACCAAUGCAAAUAAUACAUUUAAUUCAGAUUACGAAAUUACUGGUGAAACUGUUGUAAAAGCUGCUCAACCGAUAAAUAAAAUUUUUAAAACAAACAAUCGUACACAAGCCGAUGAUAUUGAAUCUAUUCAAGAUAAUGAUCAUGAAGAAGACUUUGAUGUAAGUGAUGACGAUUCACCAGAAUGGUCAGAAUGUGAAAAGUGCUAUGGAAAUGAAAAGAAAUUAUGUGAAUAUUGUGGUUGUUCUGUAUGUAAACGGAAAGGUGACAGAGGUCACAUCCUCUUGUGUGAUGGUCCUUGUGGCAAAAAUUUUCAUACUAGAUGUUUAAACCCUCCACUCGCAAGAAUUCCUCCUGGAAAAUGGUACUGUAAGAAGUAUGAAA
Messenger RNA from Racocetra fulgida, 703 nucleotides. The record is from the annotation of a GenBank genome assembly. NCBI's taxonomy places the organism in Eukaryota, Fungi, Glomeromycota, Glomeromycetes, Diversisporales, Gigasporaceae.